UCAAAACAGUUAACGUUUGACAGCUCAGUGUCAUUCCUCAGAAGGAUUAUAAAACGUAAUGGAAGAUGUUACAGCUUAUAUUAAAAUCGAUGCACACAACUUAGCCGACAUAUUUACACACUGAAGUGACUUUUUAGUCGACUGUCGAGGAAUGCUAAACGGUGGAAAUGUAUUUUUACUUAGUUCAUGUAGUAGCAGUAGCAGCUCCCCUGUAGCUAGCUAGUUAGCUUCCUCGACCAGAGAAAGUUGUUCCAUGGCGAUCUAUGGGCUGAACAUUACCAUAUAUAGACCGGCUACAGACCCCCCUCGCCGGUGAAAUGUAAACGGCGAGUCGCUCUACAAGCUGGCAAAGGACAAGCAACAACACAAUUUAAGACUAAGCCAGGACGAAAAAGAAAAACAAAACACUAUCACGCUAACUCAAAGAUGUCAUCGGAGCAGAAUGUUGCCAUCGUUAUGGAUGACAAAAUCUACGAGGUGAACAAGAAGAAGCUCAUAGAGAAGAGCGACUACUUCCGUGCACUGUACAGCUCUGGUAUGAGAGAGUCUACGGAGGAUUCAGUGCAGCUGCAGGGGCUCAGUGUCCCUGGCCUGGAGCUGGUCCUGGAGUUCAUCAACACCUCCAAAGUGCAGGUUGUCAAUGAGACUCUGGAGGACCUGAUUGAGACCGCCUCCUUCCUACAGGUCACCUCCAUCCUCAAACUCCUCACCUCGGAGAUCCGGCUGGAGAACUGUGUGGAGCUGUACAACCUCUCUGAGGUUUACGGGACUCAUGACCUCCGUAAUGCUUGUCUCAAGUACAUGAGCUGCUACUAUCACCCCAUGCUGAGGCGGCCAGAGUUUGGCACCCUGCCCUUGGCUGUUAGAGAUCAAAUCAGGGAGAUGCGCAUGAAAGGCACCGCCACCCUUGUGGCCAUCGGAGACUUCACUUGUCUGUCUUUAGAUGUGCCAGAUCAGGAUGAGCCCUGGUCCAUGCUAAGGUACGGAGAGGUGGAGCAGCGCUGGAAACCUCUUGCAAACAAUCUGCCUCCAGAUAUGAUCAAUGUCAGAGGGUAUGGCUCUGCUGUCCUAGACAACUACCUCUUCAUAGUGGGUGGCUACAGGAUGACCAGUCAGGAGAUCUCUGCAGUGCACUGCUACAACCCCUGUAGAAACGAGUGGAACCAGGUGGCUCCACUCAACCAGAAAAGGUCCAACUUCAAACUGUUGGCAGUUCAGGGGAAGCUCUAUGCUGUUGGAGGCCAGUGUCUUGGCACAGUGGAGUGUUAUAGCCCAGAGCAGGACUGGUGGACCUGUGUGUCUUCAAUGCCUGACCCACUGGCUGAGUUCUCUGCUUGUGAAUGCCAGGGUAUGAUCUAUGUCAUGGGCGGAUAUACUGCAAGAGAUAGGAACACAAACGUCCUUCGCUACUGCCCAACCUCUGACACAUGGACAAUAUUUCGUUCCUGCGUGGCACACAUCCGAAAGCAGCAGAUGCUUUCUGUGGAGGACACUAUAUACCUGGUGGGUGGUUACACCCAUGAGCUAGAGCCAGGCCGACGGCAGCGCCGACCCAGCCAAACAGAAGACGUGCUGACAGUACAGUCGUACAACAUCGCUACAGGGGAGUGGAUCCAACUGAAGGAGAACACGUCCAAGUCGGGCCUGAACCUGACAUGCACUUUGCACAAUGAUGGCAUCUACAUCAUGAGCCGGGAUGUUAGCCUGCCAACCAGCCUGGAGCACCGUGUAUUUCUGAAAUACAACAUCUUUUCUGAUGCCUGGGAGGCUUUCAGACGGUUCCCAGCGCUGGGACAGAACAUGCUGCUGUGUUCUCUUUACCUCCCCAAUGUAUUAUGAUUUGCAGGGAUGGUAGAGCCUGGGCACCUUUUAAUUUAGGCCAUUGUGUGGCUUGCUUUUUCUUGCACAGAUUGAAGCUCUGUGGCAUUACUGAACAGGUGUGGGAACAUUGUACGGUUGCACCAGGUUCAAAUCCUGGUAACCUCUGUGCCUCAAAAAAUGCACUACAUUGUACAUACUUCUGUGGAUUCAAAUACAAAAGUUACAGUGAUAAGUAUGAAAGUGAUAAAGCUCCAUGGCCUGAAGAUCAACAGCAUCAUAAUGGCAUGCUUUUAAAUCUAUAGGCCACAGUAUUCCUGAUGUUUACACUCCAAGUAUGGCAUUGGUAUUCUGUAUCCAUAUUUCACUACAAACCUUAAAAUAUCUCAGAAUCAAAAGACAUUAUUUGUUAUGUACUGUAAAUAGCAGAUAAUCAUGAAAAUGGCUUUGGUUUUACACUGCCAGUUUUACGGGUGUUAGAGGGGUUACUGGUUGAGGUGUGAUGUGAUGGUUCAGAGGGAGCUUAAUGUGUUGAACACUUGCACAGUCAUUUUUCAAAGGUACACAAAGCUUAAAGCGCUAUUCCAUGAAAUGAUGCACAUGUGCCUUCUGCAACCUCAGUUAGGAACUUGAUACAAAAAAAAAGCACAAAAUGCAAGACUUUGUUACAUUUCCAGCCACUGACCAAAACUGCUGUGUUUUAUUUUUUCUCUGCUAAAGCAGAUUUGUUUUUCAUUAAGGUACUUUUUAGUUCCUUGAUUAUUAAUAGUGGUGUGCAGAAAGAUGAAGUGAAAUUCAUUUUUGAAACUCUUGAUGUUUUGAGUAAAGAUGGCACUUAAUGUUUAAUUUGAUGGAUUUCGGCCUCUCUCUGCAUUACUUAUUUUGUUUGACACUUUGGAAAUUUAGGUCAUGACAAUAAAGAUGAUGUUCAGGGA
Messenger RNA from Sphaeramia orbicularis (orbiculate cardinalfish), 2753 nucleotides. It is a transcript of the gene klhl42, whose product is annotated as kelch-like family, member 42. The coding region runs from base 427 to 1839 and encodes 470 amino acids. NCBI's taxonomy places the organism in Eukaryota, Metazoa, Chordata, Actinopteri, Kurtiformes, Apogonidae. The record is from RefSeq and is a predicted model, not a curated record. Gene Ontology annotation, molecular function: protein binding. The transcript has 3 exons.